CUUCUUGUUGCGAUGGACUUCCUCAAGUCUGCCGUCGCCUCGGCCAUCUCCAAGGGUCCCGCCUUCGGCUACUCAUUCGGCGACAGGGUGGACAUAGAUCAGUCCAUUUGGACCCUUCAUAACGGCACAAAGCGAGAUGAUGGCUCCAAAUGCAGUAUUCUCUCGUUCGACAUUGCCGCCAACAAGUCGCGCCUGCCCCUAGCCAAGAAUGCGCUGCGCAAACUGCGGACCAUAAGGCACCCCGGUGUCAUAAAAGUGCUGGACACGGUGGAGACGGAGACCUAUAUCUAUAUUGCAACUGAGCGCCUGACGCCGCUGGGCUGGUAUACACGUAGAAAGAGCUUGGCAGAAGAGACAAUCAAAUGGGGCUUGCACAAUGUGGCCAAAACGCUGAAGUUCAUCAACGGCGAGGCAACUUCGGUCCAUGGUAGCAUACGUGUCUCUUCCGUCUUCACCAGCGAGAGCGGCGAGUGGAAGCUUGGAGGGUUUGAUGUUUUGAGCUCGAUCAAGGAGGAUGAUGCCGUCAUCUACACAUACGGUAGUCUGGUACCCGACUCUGGUCGCUAUGCGCCGCCUGAGAUCGCCAAGAGCGGAUGGGGAGUGAUCAAGUCGAAUCCUAUCACAGCUGUGGAUGCCUACGACUUUGGCAUUUUGACUUACGAGGUGUUCAAUGGCGGGUUCCAGAGCACCGAUCAGCUCGGGCAGCUGAAGUCAGUGCCGCCGACCAUGCAGCAGAGCUACAGGCGGCUUAUCAACCCAAGCCCUAAGGCGCGGCUAAGUGUUGGCGGUUUCCUUGAUCAAGGCAACAGGAAUGGAGGUUUCUUCCAAACCCCUUUGAUCCAGCUUACUGAAGGUAUCGAAAGCCUUGGUUUGAAGGGCGAAACUGAACGGGACGAGAUUUUGAAUCAGCUCGAUGAUGUCUCGGACGACUUCCCAGAAGAAUUUUUCAAGAUGAAGGUCCUCCCCGAGCUACUGAAAUCGGUUGAAUUCGGUGGGGGUGGACCAAAGGUCUUCAGUAUAGUCAUGAAAAUAGCUACGAAGCUGUCCGACGAGGAGUACGAAGCGCAGAUAACCCCUGUCAUUGUCAGGCUCUUCGCUAGUCCAGACCGAGCAAUCCGCGUUUGUUUGUUGGACAACCUGCCACUAAUGAUAGAUCACUUAUCCAACAAGGUCGUUAAUGACAAGAUCUACCCGCAAAUGGUCACUGGCUUUUCUGACGUAGCGCCAGUCAUGCGAGAGCAAACAGUUAAAGCUGUGCUCACUGUUAUUAAUAAACUGUCGGAUAGAGUUGUCAACGGAGAUCUUCUGAGAUAUCUCGCAAAGACAGCAAACGACGAACAGCCAGGAAUCAGAACCAACACAACAAUCUGUCUUGGGAAGAUUGCUAGGAACCUUGGCCCGAGUUCUCGGACCAAAGUGCUUACAGCAGCGUUUGCGCGCGCACUUCGCGACCCAUUCGUGCAUGCACGUAACGCAGCCCUUCUUGCGUUAGCAGCAACGUCGGAUCUCUACACCGAAGACGACUGCGCCACCAAGCUCCUCCCCGGCAUCUGUCCCUCCCUCAUCGACAAGGAGAAGCUCGUGCGAGACCAAGCCAACAAAACCCUCGAUAUCUACCUCACGCGCAUCCGCAAGCACCAAACCACGCUCCCGGAAACUGUCCUCCCGCCGCCCACAGCGCCCGACAGCACCGGCAACGCCAUCCCCCGCAUCGGAACGCCCUCAUCCGACGCCGCCUCCUGGGCCGGCUGGGCGAUCUCCUCCUUCACGAACAAACUGGCGAGCGCAUCCGGCGAAAUUGAGCCCAAAGUUGCGACCACAGCCACGACACCGGCGCUCACUGAGCCCGCGCGCUCCUCCUCCGUCCCGCCACCGGCAACAAGUCCGCGCCCGCAGUCCUCCACUGGCACGGCCUCACAGCUGCACCGUCAGACACUCUCCAAGCAUACGUCGGCGAAUCCAUUCGCCGCGGAGGCAGCGGAGGCCGAGGAUUUCGACGCCGCGUGGGGCGAUGAGGAUGCAGGCGACGACGCCGCGGCAGCGUGGGGUGACGAUGAUGAUUCCGCCGCCGCAUGGGGCGCGGACGACCCAUUUGCACCGGCGAAACCGAAGGCCAAGCCUGCACCGGCGGCAUUUGACGACGGCGGCGAGCCAGACUUUGCGGGGUGGUUAAAUGCGCAGGCGGCCGCGAAAACGCAAUCGAAGAAGCCGUUGCCAAAGGGACUGGGUAAAACGGCGGCAAGACCGGGCGUGGGCGCGAGAGCGGGCAGUGCGCCGACUCCGUCAGCGGCGGCGAAGAAGGUUGUUCCUGUACGAGAGAAACGGGAGAGUGGGAUUAAGAAGAAGGAGGUUGUGGCGGCGAAGAAAGAGCCAGAGGAGGAAGAGAUGGACGAGGGGUGGGGGGAUGCGUGGGAAUGAGGAAGUGAGCGGGCGGGAUUGGAUGGUUGUUAGCGUUUUGCAUGGGCGGGCGUCGUCGGUUGGGUAGCAAGUGUGUUGUUUAGCCAUAGGGACUGAGAGUAGGUAGCGUUGGAUUGGCAGAUAGAUAUAUAAUUCCUUGGACACUCCA
Molecule: messenger RNA, 2566 nt
Organism: Aplosporella prunicola CBS 121167
Lineage: Eukaryota; Fungi; Ascomycota; Dothideomycetes; Botryosphaeriales; Aplosporellaceae
Exons: 6
Coding region: 13-2418 (801 amino acids)
Biological process (GO): tRNA export from nucleus; protein phosphorylation
Cellular component (GO): cytoplasm
Molecular function (GO): protein kinase activity; ATP binding
Source: RefSeq, a predicted model, not a curated record